Molecule: messenger RNA, 1496 nt
Organism: Suillus plorans
Lineage: Eukaryota; Fungi; Basidiomycota; Agaricomycetes; Boletales; Suillaceae
Exons: 12
Coding region: 253-1275 (340 amino acids)
Source: RefSeq, a predicted model, not a curated record
GACUAUUAGACUUUAGUGCCUCACGCCUAGGCAUCGGAGGUGCAGCUGUAUCUUUUAUCAAGUCAAGUCGCUCCCCGGCAGGUACAUCCAGUGAACGGAGGAACUCUCUAUCACGACCGCAGCAAGAGGCUAGUUUAAACUCGAACUAACUCCAAUGAUGGUAUCCCAGUGUCUGCGCCGCCACCCUGAUGGGUUCACAACUCAUUCAUAAGGCCCAUGACGUGUGUGUGAAACACAUUCUUUGACCUCUAGAUGGAGUAUUCGACCGAUCAUUUCGCAGCAGCGAGGAGCUUGCAGCUCGCUACGUACAUACACAUAUCGAUGGCUACAUUCUGGACUUAUGAUUAUGCAUGUUCACUUCAUGAAGAGUGGAAAUUUUUACUUCGAUCACGCUGGGGCAAGAUGAAAGCCCUCUAUAUCGUCACACGAUACCUCCCCUUCAUCUUUCUCGCCACGGAUCUAUAUCUGUAUUGUACCCCGAAUGAGAACCCAAGUAAAUGCCGGGUGUUGGAAAAUACUGAAUCAGGUCUUGGAAUAGUAUUAGUCAUUGUCUCUGAAAGUAUCUCUCGUUCCCCCCAUCUCAUGUGUCUUUCUGAUCUGAUCCAUCCAGUUUUUUUUAUCCUCAGAACAUAUGUGCUCUGGCACAAGAAUAUAAUCUUACUCACAGCCAUGCUGUCCACCUUUUUCGUGAGUUCCCAAUCCAAUCACCAUACCCAAGCUAGUGGUAGAUGCAUCAGCCAGAUUGUUCUCGCAACAGCCUUCAGCAUUGCCUUCACCACUGGAGUCCCCGCAGCAUAUGCGACUAGUGGGGUUCCGGGCAUCACAGGGUGCUACCAGAGUUCGACCAGUUUCCAGUACUUCAUACCAUUUCUUCUCCUUUCUGUGUUCGAACUAGGACUCAUGGUGCUCACGCUCAUACGCGCCAUACAGAACUGGCGGAUAAACUCAAGCCGUCUGUACGUUGCCUUGGUGAACCAUAACAUAUCCUAUUAUGCAUGCAGUUUUCGUGAGCUUACACAUGUUCGUGCUGUUUUCCUGUACUCAUCCACGAUCACUGUCUUUCCCGAAGUGCUCUCGCUAACGAACGUCUUCGCAUCGCUGCUCCUCCAGUACUCCUAUCAGAACAUUUUAUAUGAUUUCGAGUUUAUGACCCUUGCAAUCCUUGCCACACGCAUGCACCUCCAUCUCUGGCAAACGGACCAACGUGCACACGGCUCUGGCACCCUCAUGCAUAUUCCAAUGUCCGACGUGCCAUCUGUAAAUUCAACGGCGUGACCUGUGGCUUAUUCGAUGUCGUUCGUGGAGCGGUGCUUGGAUCGUACAAGAUGACUGCUGAGUGAGUUUGGUAGAGUUUGCUACGUACUUGACUUGUAGGAUGAGUCUGUCGCGGAGGUGGGAGGAGUAGUAUAUCAAUCCCAAAUCUUGCUUGUGUGAAAAUUCCGAAACUGCCGAUGUGUCAUCCAAUAUCAAGUUACUCCCUGGCCGGUACAUCCAGU